Messenger RNA from Stylonychia lemnae, 1314 nucleotides. Lineage: Eukaryota; Ciliophora; Spirotrichea; Sporadotrichida; Oxytrichidae. The record is from the annotation of a GenBank genome assembly.
AUGGAAUUAUAACAGCAAACGAGUCUUUCCAAGAAAAGAUUGAACCUCAGAGAUCGCAAAUUCAAAAGCAUCGGCAAGUUAGGUACCAAUCAUAAUCAUUUUAUCUACUUAGAAAACCAAAAUGGGCACUUACUCGAGAAUGAUGAUCAAAGUCAAAGUGAUAAUGCAUCUCACGAUACAGACUUAAAUAAGGAGGGAAACACUCAGAUACAGCACUAAUAGCUGUAGAGACCUACGAGGAACAAGGCUCCACUAGAUUAUAAAAAGAUGUACAACUAUGAUAUAUACUCAGAUGAUGAAGACUUUGUGCCAAAAAAUCACAAGAGAGCGAAAAAGAGGGACAUUAAAAGUAAAUUAAAGAAUAAAAAGGGAAGAUUUUCUAACUAUGAAAAUAUUGGCGCCAAUUCAGGGACCAAGAAGAAUGAGAAUAGAAAGGUGCUAGAUGGUGUUAGUAUAUUUGACCUAAUUAUUCCUUGGAAAGAAAAUUAAGUUAAUCCUUAAAAUCAGAUUAAAGAACAACCUAAGAAAUCAACGCAAACUUCUCUCUCAUCUUUCCUCACUAAAAAUAAAGGCGAUACUGCCAACAAAUAAGAGCAUCUCAAUGGUAAUCAUCAAGGGGUUGAUAAGACAAAGAAUGGAUAGGUUGACCUUAUUGCAAAGGGGUUAGCUCAGGUCAUUCAUCCUAAAGAAGGGAUCGUAAAAACUAAUUUUGACAACUAUGCUAAAAACGUAGAAGCCAUUCUUAUAAACCCAUGCUGGGUAACCUAGAAAGACAAAAAAGGGAAGGUGAAGGGUGUCACUAUGGACGAGUUCUAAUAACUUAACUUCUCUAAGAACUUAAUGAUCGAUGGCCUUAUCUUUGUCUGGGUAGAGAAAGAGAUAAUAAGCCCGGUGAUUAAGUAUUUUGAGAGUUAAGGACUUAUAUAUGUUGAGAAUGUUUGCUGGGUUAUGUUGGACCAGACAAAAAAAGAAUAGGUUGAGGCUACUUAAAGCAUUGAUGUGUCCCCAGCUUACAUCAGAGACGACUACCAAUACAUCAGAAAAUCGCACAAAACUCUGCUUAUGUUCAGAAGACUUUAAAAGAAGAAUGGAAACCCCUUGGAGUUAAGACAUCAAAGGACCUGCGACGUUUGCUUCGAUUUUGUAGACACUAAUGUCCACAACUACAAACCAAAUGAGUACCUUUACAAACUAAUUGAAACACUUCUCCCCUAGUCCAUAGUUGAUGAAGAAAAAAAGCAUCUAAGGAUGAUUGAAUUAUGGGCCCAAGAUCCCAAGCCAAGAAAGGGCUGGAUAAAGUUUAUAGAAUAAUGA